CUAAAAUUCAGUAGGUAUGAAGUUACUCGCCUGAAAGAGCGAUCCCGAGAUACACAGACAGCCCUCUCAGAGCGCUCACGUCUCGCGUGGACUCGCGGCACUCUUCCAAAACCGAGAAGUAACAGCGAAUCAAUAGCCCCGUUGCCCAGCAACAGCAUCAUUAUUCAGUUCUGGUGUUUUGUUUUGGCUGGUGGUGUAGUGUCAAAAGUUUUAAAAAUUUGAUUUGUCGAAAUGGCCGUUGCGGGAAAGGACGGUGAUAACGGUGCAGUCGAGUUUCAGUUUUAUCAACCGGAUAACAGGACUAAAUGGGAAACCUUUCGACAGGCGAUUUAUGAUAAAUCUUCUAACCAGUUUCUCGGCAGAACUCCUAAAAAUUGGGGUCAGCUGCUGUUUUUCUACUCAAUAUUCUACAUUGUCUUAGCUGCCUUAUUUGCUAUAUGUAUGCAAGGUUUAUUUGCUACCUUAGACGACAGAGUGCCUAAAUGGAGAUUAGAUCGAAGCCUUAUAGGAGUUAAUCCCGGCCUAGGAUUUCGGCCUAUUUCCAAUGUAACUGAGGAAGGGUCCCUUAUUUGGUAUAAUAUCACAAACCAUACUACAAUAAAUAAAUGGGUGGGCUUGAUAGAUACAUUUUUAUUACCCUAUAAAGCGAAUCAAACCGGUAAGAAUUUUGUUCCUUGUAAUAAAGAUAAACGUCCUGGAUCAAAGGAAGUAUGCGAAACGAGUAUAACCAACUUUAAAAAUUGUAGUCCUGGUCGGAUGUACGGGUACAAUACUUCUACGCCAUGUGUGUUUCUUAAAUUGAAUAGAAUUUUCGGAUGGGUUCCCGAAUUUAUAACCUCACCUCAAGAAGGAAUGCCAAAAGAUUUAGCCGAUCACAUCCAAAUGCUGAAAGACGCAAAUUCUACAGAGCGCAUGAUAUGGGUAACGUGUAAUGGUGUCGAUGACUUCGAUAGAGAAAACAUAAAGGGAUUUAAUUACUAUCCUAAAGGUUUCUCCAGUUCCUAUUAUCCUUACACGAACAUCAAGAACUAUUUGAGUCCUAUCGUCGCCGUCGAAGUCGUCAACAUAACUCCCAACGUACUGGUUAGCAUAGAAUGUCGAGCUUGGGCGGAAAACAUAAAAUACAGUAAUUCAUCAUUAAACCGAGCAGGAUCUGUCAGAUUCGAAAUUCAAGUGGAUAGAGAACCUGAAUCGUCAAGACCAAUACUACAAAAUCAACCCAAAGCCGCUUCGAUUGUGGAUGCAAAGACUGCUGUUCCAGUUGGUACAGAUACAACAAUGAGCCCCACAUCUGACAUUUCAACUUCUGCAAUAGUUAAUGCAACAACUGUUUUAACCACAGUAACGGCUUAAAUCAUUUGCUAAAUAGAUAGAGGUUAUUUAAAAAUGCUCUUAAAUAGUUAGAUUGUGUUUAAACAACGUGACCACAAAUUUUACUCCAAUACGAUGAAAAUUUUGAUAUAUAUGGUGGUUCCUUGUACAUGUGUCAUCAUGCAAUUUAUACAAAUUAAAUCAAGACUUUAACCCUUAACUUGGUAAAACAUGAAAUACGCGAAAUAAAAUUUUUUUCUGACAACAUUUUUU
Diabrotica balteata is the source of this 1584-nucleotide messenger RNA. Lineage: Eukaryota; Metazoa; Arthropoda; Insecta; Coleoptera; Chrysomelidae. The record is from the annotation of a GenBank genome assembly.